AUAAAAUCAUGACGUGGGGAGUUGGUUUGUUGACAAUCAUUGCUUUUGACGUAUGAUUGUUGUUAAGUCAGGUUUUGCGUGGAGAUGAACGAAGAACAGUUAUUAGAAGAUGGACCGAAUGUUGAUUUUCGAGGUGUAACGCUGCAGAUACAGCACGAUGCUGACCAAAGUAGAAGUCCAAGUAGUCAGGGAGACAGUGAUUCAGUUGCAAAGCUGUCAUUGUCUCCUGACACGGGAAUUGAGCAAAACAGGUCUAAUAAAGAAAGUGGUGAUCUAAAGCCAGCAAUUUCAAGCGGCACAGAUGUUAUAUCUCCAAUAACGUCAAUACCAAGGAAAAUUUCAGAACACCUGAAGAAAUCUCAUUCAAAAGAAGGUUCUGCUGUGCAAAGUGAUGCAAUUUGCCAGAAUAGUGCUCUGGAACAUGAUAAUGCCAAAGAUUAUUUUACAUAUAGGGAUGGCAUAGUAGAAAAUGCAGUAAAGGAAUGUGUUGAAAAAAUACUAGUUCCAGAAAAAGAUGGAGAAUUUAUUGGAUCUUGGCUUAUGACAGAGAUAAGUUUUUGGGAUAAUGAGAAAGAGAGACUAGUUCUUCUUUCAAGUGCUACAUUAACCACUGUAAAAUAUGACUUUAUUGCCCUGAAACAGCUAGAAUACCGCAAAGUUCCUCUAGAUCUUCUUGAUACUCUUGUUAUCGGCGAUCUUAUCUAUCCACCAGGAUCUCUUGUUCCGAGGCUGAAUGGUCUAGCAACGGGGGUUGUCACAGUCGUGAAGGGCUGUCUGCUGCGACCUCUGCAGGAACGCUGGUCACACACAGCAUCUGCAGAGUUCUGUGCUAAUCCAUUUGACAUCCAUAAUUUUGAGCCCAGGUCACGCAAUGUACGUGGAUUACGUGCAAUGUGGAAUCGAGGGGAACCAUUAACAUUUACCAAGAGAUGGAAUCCAUUUAAUAGUGAUAUACCUUUUACAACGUAUACAUCUCACCCACUUCUGUGGCACAAAGAUGGUGAUAGCAAUAAAAUGUAUGAUGUUGAAGACUUUGCACGUAAACUUGUGGAUGCUGUGGAACACAUACAGAAAGAGGCUGAUGGUCCAGUAUGCAGAGUGGAACACAAGUCUAUCGUGCUCCAGAAUUAUGUUGGCCUGGGUUCUGUAAUACACAACAAAAAUUCUUUAGGAUUCUUUAAAGUACGUGGAAAAUUUAGUUUUUAAUUGUUCCUGGACGAAACUUUGUUCGGGGCUGACAGGCAGGCUAAUGCAACUGUCAUCUACAGUAAUUAAUUUACAAAAAUACGUUCCUAUGUUCGAAAUUCCUCAAAACAGACAUGUAAGGUGUAAAGUUGUUUGUUUGUGUUACUAAUCCUUGAGAAACUACCUGUAUAAUAGUAUAAUGGCAGAAGUACUACUAUUUUAGGUUCCAUUGCCUUCGAAUUUUUCAUGAUUAUGUUUUGACAUCUGUGACUGUUGUUGUGGGUAAAAAUUUGUAUGUAUUACAAGUUUUUGGAAUUUUGAAAUGUAGCUUGUGUUAUUUAAAUAUACUUUGUAUGGUGUUACACUGUAUUAUAUACUAGCAGUAAUCUGCUGUUUCUGUAAGUUGUAAAAUUUGGUGGGGUUAUUGCCAUUCUUUUUUGCACAGAUUUUGUUCAUGUUUACCAUUGAUAGUUAUUCAUGCUGCACUGUAGAAAUAUUUUGUAAAUCAUAGUUUUAUCAAUCUUAAGAUUAGUCAGUAGUCCUUGACAUUACAUUGAUGUGAAAGCAAAUUAACAUGACAGGUAGUAAAGACUAAUGUACUGAACAACCAGGAAUGGUAGUGCACUUUUUCUUUAACCAAAUUUUAAAAUCUCACAUAAAAUUAUAAAGUAUCAUAUUUAUUUCACAUGCCACUGUUUGUAUUUAUUUGUUAUUGUAUUUGAAGAUGUGAGUAGAUACAGAGGUGUGAUAUUUAUGUUGAAAAUAAGUUAACACUUUACAUUUCAGGCUUAAUCUUUCAGCAGGCAUAUACAGAAUCAUUCAGUAUAUGAUGUCUCAAAAUAUUAUAUUGGCCUUUAUUAUGAAUUUAAACUUUGAAUUUAACAAAAAAUUUAAACAUUGAAUUUAACAAAAAAUUUGCUUUAAACUUACUUUAUACUAUAAAUGAAAUUGAAAUUGCCCAAUUGUAUUGGGUGUUUAAAUGGACAGUAAAAUUGAAUAUUUGCAGUUUAUCAAUGCAUUCAAAAAGAACUGAAAAAGAAAAUACUGGCUGAUUGUUUUCAGCCAAAGCCAUGAAUUUUCAUAUUGAAGAAGCUAGUGUAACUGUUGAAACCCACCAGUUAGACACAGUUUGUGUUACUGUCAUCUUGUUUAUGGGAUAAAAAUUGUUGAUUUCCAGACCCAAUUAAUGACUGUAACUGUGGAAUAGGUCAGUGGCCUUGUUCAUUAUGGAGAUCCACUGACUUGAAUUUAUGAUACUGAAUUUUCUGUACAUCAUGUGUAUUAAUACGCCUUGAAACCAUUGGAAGACUAUUGAAAUAGGAAAUAGUUUUUGGCGUGUCCCUAAACAUAGUUUAAUUUAAUUAACAUCAUUAGUUCAGUAGUAAUGCUCUGAAUACUUAUUUGUUUCUAAUGCUUUUCACUUCUUGAUGAUGUUGAUGAAUAUCAGAUUUAGUUGGACUGAGCUGGUGUCCGAGAUGUUGCCUUACCAAAAUAACUAAACAAUAACAGUAAUUCAUCUGCGUAACAGAUUAUGUCUCUGUUGUAAUGCAUCGAACAGUAGGUUUGAAGGUGUUAUUCACAAUAUGAAUUGCAUGAAGAAUUGCAGUUAAGCUUUGUCAUGGAGUGUAGUUAUUGAUGGUUGAUUUGUCCUCUACCUUUUGUGCUCUACAGCGUCCUCUUAAGUGAUAUCAUUUACUGAGACAUAACUAGUAUAAGGACCUAAUUUACAGACUGUUUAAUUCUUUUAGUGUUCAUAGUCCAUGACAUGUAACUCCUAUGAAUAACGGUUUUCUUUAAAAAUGGAAUAGAAAUCAAAACGAUGUUUUCACAAAUAAUUCUUUGUUAGCUAAACUGUACUUCUGUAUGGCCCAUGCUAUUGUGAAACCAUCAUACAUUUUGAAACUCAUAAAGCUCCACUUUUAAUUUACUUAUGUGUUCUCGAGAGAGUGUGUUGUUUAUUAUUGUAAAAUUCCAUCUAGAUUGUAAGAAUGUUUACCCAUUUUUAAUUCCUGUUUUAGGAAGUUUAAGAUAUACACUAUGAGCUUCAGUUGUAUUUUUGAAUAGAUGUACAUAUAUUAUAUUGUACAAACUUAUAAAGCACGUUGUAUGUUGAGGAGAGUGAAGAAAAGCUGACCAUGUACCUAGUCAUGUCCUAGUCAGUAAGAGAAAUAAAAUGGCAAUAUAGGUCAUUCAUUAUUGUAACAGCUUAACCAAAAAGAAUUAUUAUAUCUACUAUGUCUUCUGCAGUUCUGUCUCUUAAACAACUGUAAUGCUGUAAUUGUUGAUUGAAAUUUUACCUUCCCAUUAUGGAUCUCAAAAAAAUGAUUUUUGCAUGUAGGGGGUGCCAUGGUUUAUAUGCAUCAUUUCAUAAUAUGUGUAGAGAAUGAUGAAAGGCACAGAUACUGACUUACAAUGAUCUCAUUCUGGAUAUAAAAUCCAUAAACUAGUUUCAAACUGAAUUAAUUGUUUUUAGACACAAACGUGUCAUUUUGGUACUGUCACAUCCCAAGAGUGGUUAUGUCUGACAUUGUAGAAAACAGGUUCGUGUUGUGGGAUUCAGCUGCUUUAACUAGAUGGGAGAGAAACUUGACUUGUCGUGAUGUUAUUCUCUGAGGCACCUAUCGGUGAUUUAAUGAUGACUAGAAUAAGUGAUUCAGAAGAUAGAGUUGACUAAAGUCUAUUCUACAGUUUCAACUACAGUAAAUUGCUGACCUUACCACAGUAUCUUCCAAAGAGAGACCACAACCUUGUAUGGUGGUGAUGACUGCUUGUCAUCAUUCCAUAUGUUCACAGAAACUCCCACACAAGAUGCAAUACCCCAGGAAACCAACAGAGAACUAUCUCCAUAUCAACAUUUUAUAGGGCACAUCUUAAUCUUUGCCUCAAUGUCUGGUGAAGCAAACUAACCAACCACAUCAUCUCCACUGGAGAUACUGUCGCUAAAUUUUUGUGCUCUCUUCCCUUUAAAAUCUUCUGCCCCGGUAGUGUUGUAAAAUUGUGGGUGUCUCUCCUGAUUAGUUCACAGUGAGUGUUGGCAUACCAAAAAACUAAGGGAAAAGAAAUGGUUGGGGGUGGGGAAUAGAUAUGACCUUGAUUUACAGCCAACUGAUGAGUUCAUACAAAAACUUGAGUGCCCAUUGGCCACCAGUGACAUGCUUGACUCCCCACCACGAGACCUCAUUCUUUCUCUCACACAUCUAAUACUUUUGUCCUUUCAAGACUGGCAUCUUUAGCAUUUUUGCCUAAUCCUGUUUUACUUGCUAUGCAUUGUCAGCUUCACAUGUUGUCCUUCCUCUUUUGUUUGAGCCCUGUGUCUGUGUUAUUUCCCCACAGGCUGGUGAUGGCAGCCUUGAAGUCAGUUUGGUCUGACUACUUGCCACCUUGUGACUGCUCCUGUCAGACUCAAAAUCUGUCUCUUCUUUAUUUCGUUCUUUAUUAUUUAUAAGACUUGACUUUCCUGUUGUGAACACAGCAUUGCCUUACUCAAAUGGAAAAUGAGUCUCAUGAUAUAGACUUUUACAAUAUUCAAAAUUAAUAAAUUACGUACAUGAAGGCUAUCUGGUACACCAAUCAAGAUUUGAAGCUAAUACUGCAUCAGAUGAUUGAGAUUUUAGUAACACUUCUAUUUAUAAAAUUUAAAAUGUCAUAGGAAAUUACUUAAUAAAGAAAUACACACUGUAUUCUGCUGAAUGAAGACUGAGACCUACUCAGUUAGGUGAAAGGCACAUACUAAGCUCUAUCUGGUCUUUGAGUAAUUUCAUUGAGAAACACGACAUUAUCAAUUGUUUGAAGUAUUUGAUGCUGAACUACUAAAAUAAGACAUUUUUUCUUCAUAAAAUAAAGAAAAUUUUAUCUUAUCUUUGUCUUUUGUUUUUGAAACUAUUUAUACUCAUUCGGUAUUGGUAGUUAAUAAUAAUGCUCGUGUGCAAAUAUAUCAAAUAAAAUGGGAAUGGCACUUGAGAGAAAUACUUAUUGAACUUAGAAGAAAGAUUAUUAUGUUAAAGGUAUAAGCUGGUUGAUUCACACUUCAACCCUGAAUAAACCGAGUGCUUUUUAGAGAAAUAUGAAUGAAAUAAACAUAAAGCGCAAUAUGCAUUGUGGACAGUGCUUCACUGUCCUCUAUUUAUUACGCUUUUGCAAAAGGAAGUGUUUGGAGUGAAAAAUAUUACGACAACAUAAUUCUGAUGUUUUUCAUAUGUCUCCCAUAUAAUUACAAACUUCCAAAUGUUAUUACCCAGUUCACUGCAAGUUGAAUGUUUGCGAAGUUUCUUCGCAAAAUGUACAUCAGCAUGUUUGUAAAUUGCUUCUGUAGCCUUUGAUUUGUAAUAUGACAAUCUCUUUUGAGAAAAAAAAAGAAAAUAAAUAAUUUUGGUGUUGCCAUACUUAAGUUUAAACACAUUUCAUAAGACAUGAGUUCUUAUUAAAGCUGAAAAAUGAAUUAAAAUUUUUCACCAUUUUUAAUAAACAGUUUAACUGGAAAUUAAUAGUAAUCCUUUUAGUGGUUUAUCUUAAAGUGUGAAACUAUACCUUUUUAGAAUGUCAUCAGUCAUCAGUCACCUGCAUCAAAUACACAAAUGCAUUGCAAAUUCUCUGUUACUUUUCUAGGGGAAGCUAGAUCUCAAUUGAUGCACACAUCAGAGAAGCCAUUGCUUUAACCCUAAAUUAUGUCAGUUCGUAAUGGAACAACUGAAACAAAAGUUGUUGUUGUUGUUGUUGUUGUUGUUUUGUGUGUGUGUGUGUGUGUGUGUGUGUGUGUGUGUGUGUGUGUGUCUUCGCAUGAAAUAAUACUUCUGUAUUACGUCCAUAUGAGAAAAGCUGGUAGUGUUUGGUGCAUAGAGUAGAACUUUCAUGUGUAAAAGGAUAGCACCAAACACUAGCUGCUUUUCUCAGUUGGUAGUAUUCUUUCACGUGAAAUAUUAUGUACACACACUUCACAUGAUAAGUAUGUUUAUCUAAUUGUAAUAUGGGUUGAUAGUAAUAGUGAGAGCUGAUAGUAAAACUGGCAGAAAUACGAGCUCACACCUUAAAAUAGUGAAACAUAACUGGCAACAAGGAUAAUGAAAGUGUGUGGACUGACUAUGAUGUGAUUGAGGGUUCUGAAUUGAAUACUUGCAGUCACAGAUGAGGAAACUGAGCCUUUAACGUGAUUUCUUUCAUUCUGAGCUUUCUCCAAUAUCAUUAUUUUUGUGCUAUAGUUGGAAUUCUGCUUCUUAUAACUCUGGUGAGUGACGUGAAUUGAAGUGGUAAAUAAUAAUGAAACUGAGAAGUGCAAUAAAAGUUUUGACACCAAUUAUAAUUAUUUAUAUGAUACACAAUAGAUGUCAGAUAGAUGUAUUUAUGUUCAAUUUAAGAAUGCUCAUAAGUGUACCUUUUCAAUAUUUUGUAUGAAUAUUUUGGUCAUAGUCACAUUAAUCAUCAGGAAUAGUGUCUAGAUUUGGUAGAUUAAAUGAUACGUCCAUGUACUUGGAAUUAUUUGAGUCAUUAGAGAGGAUGAUGUAGCUGAUUUUAUAAGGAUUUAUUUAAGUGCAAUAGUGUGAGGCAAGCAAUUAUUAGGUUAACAAUUACUUUUGCUACUACUGAUUGUCACUGCUUUGUCAGAUGGACAAAGCUGAUGUACACUGUUACCUUUCAUUGUGGAUAUCCUUUUUGAAGGCUAAAUUGAAGCAAUAACCAAAGUUGUGGACACGCAACUGUGCAGAAGAAACAUUACGUGAAAGAAAGAAACAAGGUGUUUGUGAAUUUAUAUGACUAUUCCAAAUGCUGCCUGAACUUUCUCUUUGCAAAUUUUGAAUGUCCAUAUACUAUAACCAUGCUAUGAUAGAAGCAAUAUAUUAUUCUUUUUAACGUACUAUGAUCUCAUAUGUUAGGUCACUGAAGUAGCUUACAUGCCUAAACAAUUUGUUACUGCAUGGCCUAAUCAGUAAAUAAGUGUUUCAUUGAAACUUUUUAACAAGUAACCCAUGAGAAACAUAUCAUUCAAAGUUGUUUGCUGUUAAAGAGUGUGAUAUUGUAAAAUAUAUUUGGCAUUGUGAUAAUAUAUAAUUAAAGACUUAUUAUCAUCGUCGUCAUCUGCUAAACUCUAUAUUGUUCAAGUAAAUUAAUUCAGAAAUACUAAUACAAAUAGAAUGUAAUUUGGUACACCAUUUAUGACAUUUCUGAACAUAUUUAAUAGGUGUGUUUGUCUCUGAAUUUGUUAAAUUCUAGAAUUUUUGAUAUGCCUGAGACUGAGCACCAAAUCUCUAGAUUGGUGUCCAACAGCAUUGACUUGAGGUUAUAUACAUUUUGAAAAUAUGAAAGCAAUUACCUGGCUUGAAUUUUUGAGGUACAUUGUACAGUAUUGAUGGUGCAAUAUAAUGUUGAAAUUGGAAUAAUAAUUUUAAUACUGUUGCAUCAAAUUUGAAUUUUUAAUAAAAUAAAUUGUUAACAAA
This is a messenger RNA of Schistocerca nitens (vagrant locust), 7613 nucleotides long. Its product is annotated as tumor protein p63-regulated gene 1-like protein. The transcript has 6 exons. Gene Ontology annotation, cellular component: cytoplasm. The record is from RefSeq and is a predicted model, not a curated record. Lineage: Eukaryota; Metazoa; Arthropoda; Insecta; Orthoptera; Acrididae. Bases 85 to 1206 code for a protein of 373 amino acids.